Molecule: messenger RNA, 4652 nt
Organism: Chlorocebus sabaeus (green monkey)
Lineage: Eukaryota; Metazoa; Chordata; Mammalia; Primates; Cercopithecidae
Source: RefSeq, a predicted model, not a curated record
GGCGUGGGGCGAGGGCAGGGUUGUGGCUCCCUGGCCCCGGGGCUGGAAUGUCGCACCUCCCUGGGGAUGGGCUUCUCUCAGGUUGAGGCGGCGGGCUGCCAAGCCUCGGCCGCCGGCCUCUGAGGCUGUUGCGAGCGGCCGGUCGCGGUAGUUGUCUGCUCGGCCGCGAGGUUGGGUGUGUGCAGAUGAUUUCUCUUUCCCGGUCCCCAUGAGCUGAUCUGGGUGCACGUUCAGGGAAAGACGGGACUAAACUGCUUCUCAUUUCCCUACCUGUUGCUGGCAAGAGGACGCCUCUGUGCUUUAAAGAAAAGGGUGGUUAGACCUCGCGCGCUGAAGUCGGGAUAAGAACUUCCAUUUUCUGUUGAUGUGGAGACAUAGGGUACCUCCAACUUUCCGGGGUUUCAGAAGAGAAUUUUUUAUUGAAACUGGAAGACCAAAAUAAUUACAAGCAUGUUGUGCUGGGGCAAUGCAUCCUUUGGACAGCUAGGUUUGGGUGGAAUUGAUGAAGAAAUUGUACUAGAGCCCAGAAAAAGUGACUUCUUUAUAAAUAAAAAGGUCCGAGAUGUAGGAUGUGGACUCAGACAUACUGUAUUUGUUCUGGAUGAUGGAACAGUGUACACUUGUGGAUGUAAUGAUCUAGGACAGCUAGGUCAUGAAAAAUCCAGAAAGAAACCAGAGCAGGUUGUUGCCCUGGAUGCCCAAAAUAUCGUAGCUGUUUCAUGUGGAGAAGCUCAUACGUUAGCGCUAAAUGACAAAGGCCAGGUGUAUGCUUGGGGUCUCGAUUCUGAUGGACAGCUUGGCCUGCUAGGAUCAGAGGAAUGCAUCAGAGUACCCAGAAAUAUUAAAAGUUUGUCAGAUAUCCAGAUUAUACAGGUUGCUUGUGGUUACUAUCAUUCACUUGCACUUUCUAAAGCAAGUGAAGUCUUCUGUUGGGGACAGAAUAAAUAUGGCCAAUUGGGUUUAGGUACUGACUGUAAAAAGCAAACUUCACCACAGCUGAUUAAGUCUUUGCUUGGAAUCCCUUUCAUGCAAGUUGCAGCAGGAGGAGCCCAUAGUUUUGUACUCACCCUUUCUGGAGCUAUCUUUGGAUGGGGACGCAACAAGUUUGGUCAGCUAGGUCUUAAUGAUGAAAAUGAUAGGUAUGUUCCUAAUUUACUAAAGUCACUAAGAUCUCAGAAAAUAGUUUAUAUUUGUUGUGGAGAAGAUCAUACUGCUGCACUAACCAAGGAAGGUGGAGUGUUUACUUUUGGAGCUGGAGGGUAUGGUCAGUUGGGCCAUAAUUCUACCAGUCAUGAAAUAAACCCAAGGAAAGUUUUUGAACUUAUGGGAAGCAUUGUCACUCAGAUUGCUUGUGGACGGCAGCACACUUCUGCUUUUGUUCCUUCAUCAGGACGAAUUUACUCUUUUGGGCUUGGUGGUAAUGGGCAGCUGGGAACCGGUUCAACAAGCAACAGAAAAAGUCCCUUUACUGUAAAAGGAAAUUGGUACCCUUAUAAUGGGCAAUGUCUACCAGAUACUGAUUCUGAAGAAUAUUUCUGUGUAAAAAGAAUUUUCUCAGGGGGAGAUCAAAGCUUUUCACAUUACUCUAAUCCCCAGAACUGUGGGCCACCAGAUGACUUCAGAUGUCCCGAUCCUACAAAGCAGAUCUGGACAGUGAAUGAAGUUCUAAUUCAGAAAUGGCUGAGCUAUCCUUCUGGAAGGUUUCCUGUGGAGAUAGCCAAUGAGAUAGAUGGAACAUUUUCUUCCUCUGGUUGCCUAAAUGGAAGUUUUUUAGCUGUUAGCAAUGAUGAUCACUAUAGAACAGGUACCAGAUUUUCAGGGGUUGAUAUGAAUGCUGCUAGGCUUUUAUUCCACAAACUUAUACAACCUGAUCAUCCGCAGAUAUCUCAGCAGGUGGCAGCUAGUUUGGAAAAGAAUCUUAUUCCUAAACUGACUAGCUCCUUACCUGAUGUUGAAGCAUUGAGGUUUUAUCUUACUCUACCAGAAUGUCCCCUGAUGAGUGAUUCCAACAAUUUUACAACAAUAGCAAUUCCCUUUGGUACAGCUCUUGUGAACCUAGAAAAGGCACCACUGAAAGUACUUGAAAACUGGUGGUCAGUACUUGAACCUCCACUGUUCCUCAAGAUAGUAGAACUUUUUAAGGAAGUUGUGGUACAUCUUUUGAAACUCUACAAGAUCGGUAUUCCCCCUUCUGAAAGAAGAAUUUUCAACAGUUUUCUUCAUACUGCAUUAAAGGUUUUAGAAAUACUGCAUAGGGUAAAUGAGAAAACGGGACAGAUUAUACAGUAUGAUAAAUUUUAUAUACAUGAAGUACAAGAAUUGAUAGACAUAAGGAAUGAUUAUAUCAACUGGGUCCAACAACAGGCCUAUGGAAUGGAUGUCAACCAUGGAUUAACUGAGUUGGCAGAUAUCCCUGUUACAAUCUGUACAUAUCCAUUUGUAUUUGAUGCCCAAGCAAAAACUACUCUGUUACAGACCGAUGCAGUCUUACAGAUGCAGAUGGCUAUUGAUCAGGCCCACAGGCAGAACGUCUCCUCUCUUUUUCUCCCAGUGAUUGAAUCUGUGAAUCCCUGCCUAAUUCUAGUGGUGCGUAGAGAAAAUAUUGUAGGAGAUGCAAUGGAAGUCCUUAGGAAAACAAAGAACAUAGAUUACAAGAAGCCACUCAAGGUUAUAUUUGUUGGAGAAGAUGCUGUGGAUGCAGGAGGGGUGCGCAAAGAAUUUUUCUUGCUCAUCAUGAGGGAAUUAUUGGAUCCUAAGUAUGGCAUGUUUAGGUAUUAUGAAGAUUCCAGGCUCAUUUGGUUUUCUGAUAAGACGUUUGAAGACAGUGAUUUGUUCCAUUUGAUUGGUGUUAUCUGUGGCUUAGCAAUUUAUAAUUUUACUAUUGUGGACCUCCAUUUUCCUUUGGCUUUAUAUAAGAAACUACUGAAAAAGAAGCCAUCCUUGGAUGAUUUGAAAGAACUAAUGCCUGAUGUUGGGAGAAGCAUGCAACAGUUACUGGAUUAUCCAGAAGAUGACAUAGAGGAAACAUUUUGUCUUAAUUUUACGAUCACAGUUGAAAACUUUGGUGCAACAGAAGUCAAAGAGCUGGUUCUAAAUGGUGCAGACACAGCUGUUAACAAACAAAAUCGACAAGAGUUUGUUGAUGCUUAUGUGGAUUACAUAUUCAAUAAAUCAGUGGCUUCCUUAUUUGAUGCUUUUCAUGCGGGCUUUCAUAAGGUCUGUGGAGGAAAAGUCCUUCUGCUCUUUCAGCCUAAUGAACUACAAGCAAUGGUCAUUGGAAAUACAAAUUAUGAUUGGAAGGAACUGGAAAAGAAUACAGAAUACAAAGGGGAAUAUUGGGCAGAACAUCCUACGAUAAAAAUUUUUUGGGAAGUAUUUCACGAAUUACCAUUGGAAAAGAAGAAGCAGUUUCUGUUAUUUUUGACAGGUAGUGAUCGCAUUCCUAUUCUUGGUAUGAAGAGUCUGAAACUAGUCAUCCAGUCAACAGGAGGUGGUGAGGAAUAUCUCCCAGUUUCCCAUACUUGUUUUAAUCUUCUGGAUCUUCCAAAAUAUACAGAUAAAGAAACUCUACGCUCUAAACUGAUCCAAGCUAUUGAUCACAAUGAAGGCUUCAGUUUAAUAUAACUUUGGAGUUCAACUAUUCAGUUUAGUGCAAAAGCAUUAAACUAUUUGUGUUUUUCUUGUGGUGAUGAAUUCAGCAAGGUGACAGAGGUACUAUUAUAAUUCUUACUUGCAGAAUGUUCAAUCUACGAGUGUUCAUGGAAGUCAAAACAUUAAAGGAAAAUGAACAAACUGUUAAUAUUAUUGUACAGAACCAUGGAUUUUUUUGACCAUCUUCCAAUAAACAUAACAAGUAUUGUGAAUACAUUAAAGUUCUACUAACAUGAGUUUUAAGAGUUUGCAUAUUUCAGAAAUGAUCUGGUGUGAGUGCAUGGAAAUAUUGCUUAAUUUUUCUUCAAUCAUUGAGUGAAAAACCUUUAACUUUGGCCUGCAAUAGUCAUUUCAUUAUUUUUUCAUUUUGUAAAUAAUGUUAAGUUUUGUAAUAAAAUAGUUAUGUUCUGAUACCAGUACAGUUUCUAUGGUUGUAAUUGAACUUGAGCAGACUUUUAGAGGUUAAAAAUUAUGAUUUAAAUCUUACUCUGAAACUCUAUAAAAAGAAAAAAAAGGUAGCAUGGUGGAAACACGAUCUUUUCUUUUUUGCUAGCGUAAGUGUCUUUGUGCAAACCUAAAUCACAAAUAGGGAAUAUACUACAUAGCCUGCAGUUCUUUUCUCUUUUGUGAAUCCUGACAUGACAUGCUGAUAGAUGGGGGAUUGUUGAUCAGAGAACUUAUUAAUAUUUAGUACUGGAAGAACUGUCUCCACAGUUGCCAGUAAUAGAAAGAAACAUUGGCUACUAUGAGCACCAAUCACUGGGUUAUAGCUUUCAAAAGUAUUGAUGCUGCAGGGCUUUAGAGCUAUUUCCUUGAAUUUAAGCAGCAAAUCUUAACGGUUUUAUGGUGCUGAUGCUUAGUUAUCUCAUGCCAUUAAAUUGUAAAAGUGAGUUGACGCAAUACCUGUGACUUUCUGCUAGAAUGCAAAUAUUUAUUUUUUAAAUUUAUUUUAAAAUGCCGUGAAAACUGUUUAAUAAAGAUUUAUUGUUUUAAUAUUUAAA